Molecule: messenger RNA, 3421 nt
Organism: Oryza sativa Japonica Group (Japanese rice)
Lineage: Eukaryota; Viridiplantae; Streptophyta; Magnoliopsida; Poales; Poaceae
Product: transcription factor GTE9
Molecular function (GO): protein binding
Source: RefSeq, a predicted model, not a curated record
AGAAGAGAGAGAAAGAAAGAGAGAGAUAGCCGAGCGCGGAGACAGAGGAGAGAGAAAGAGAGAGAGAGAGAGAGGAGAAGCCGUAAGCCUAGCCGCCUCCUCCUCCUCCUCUCUCGCCGCCCUACGCCUCCCCCCGCUCGAGGAGGGGGAGAGCUCUAGGGUUUCGCGGGCGGCGCCGGCGCCCGGGGGGGUGCGCGUGGGAAGGCCUCGAGAUCUCGCGGCGGCGCCGCCGGGUGUGGGGGUGUGGGGGCGGCGGCGGCGGCGGAGGCGGAGGCGGUCGGUGAGUUCGUUCGUUCGCUCGCUCGCUCGCUCGAUCUCUCGCCGCGGGUGGUGGUGCCAAUCGAGCUGCUUCGCCCCCCGGAUUCGAGGGUUUUGUAAGGGGCCGCCCCUCAUCCGUGGCGGCCGUGGAAUAAUAAGCUGGGCCUCCUCCCCCUCCUUGAGGGGUUAGGGUUAGGUUUUUGAGGAAUUGCGGGUGGAUUUUCUUUGGUCCGGCCUGACGCGUGAGGGGGGUUUGCGCGCAAUGAUGGGGAAGACGCAGAAGUUCUCCAAGGGGCACCCGCUCGGCUUCGUGCCGGAUUACCGGCACGGCGUGGAGACGGUGGGGGAGUCGAAGGGCUGUAUCGGGAGCCCGGAGCGGAUCGUAUCGGGGAGCUCGUGUGCUGUGCCGAAGAGGAAAUGCGGAAUCCUGAAGACAGAGGAUGGAGGGGAGCUUCCGGGGUUCAAUGUGCCGCGGGACGUCUUCAUGCUGCCGAGGAUGUCGCCUUCGGAUAAAAAGGACCUCGAGAUGAGGCUCCGCAAGGAGCUUGAGCAGGUUAAGGCCCUACAGAGUAGGCUGUUUUUGAGGCCGGCUGCGGUGAGCAUGAAUGGCGGGGCGGCGUCAGCUUCUGGAGACGUAGUUGCAAAGAGAAACGAUGCGAAGCUUAAACGGAGCAAUUCAGUGCAGUCUGGCAGAGGAGUGCCACCAUCAGCAGCCACACCUGUGGUCAGGUCUGCAAACUACGCAGAAGCUUUUAAACAAUGUGGCAACCUUCUGAAGAACCUCUUCAAGCAUCAGUGGGCUGGUCCGUUCCUUGCGCCGGUUGAUGUUGUACAGUUGAACAUUCCUGAUUAUUUUGACAUAAUCAAGAAGCCAAUGGAUUUGGGUACCAUCGAGAAAAAGUUGAAUGCAGGCAUGUACUCUACACCUUGGGAUUUUGCUGCAGAUGUGAGGCUUACUUUUGACAAUGCCGUGACUUAUAACCCAGUCGGUAAUGACGUGAAUUUAAUGGGCAAAACUUUGAAAUGUAUUUUUGAAACUAGAUGGAAGUUUAUCGAAAAGAAGCUUCCUUCACUAGAUGAUAAAUUCUCUGUGAGAAGAGAGCCAUCACAAAAGGGUGCAGUUAAGAAAGAUACCAUUGAGAAAGAUUACCCUUCUGAGAAAAAGCACUCGACAAAAGGUGUACACAAGAAAGAUAUGUUUAAAAAAGAGGAUGCUUCAACUAAGCCAGCUUUGCAACCAAAGAAGAGAAAAGCUUCUCCCUUGGUUCAGGGUUCUCUUGAAAUACCUGUAGUAGAAGCUGAUAAGGUCAUUGAUGAUGCUCAAGUGGUACAGCCUUCUAAGGUGAUUGAUGAUGCCCAAGUGGUGCAGGCUUUUAAGGUGAUUGAUGAUGCUCAAGUGGUACAGGCUUCUAAGGAGAUUAUGACGGACAGACAAAAGUAUGAGCUAAGCGUAAGACUUCAAUCAUAUGGUGGGUUGAUUCCAAAUCAUGUAGUUGAUUUCAUAAGGAGCCACCUUCCUGAUGAUAAUGAGGGUGAUGAAGAUGAGUUAGAGCUUGACAUGAAUGUCCUAAGUGAUAGUACAUUGUUUGAACUUCAGAAGCUUCUUGAUGACUAUGAUAGGGUAAAUCAGUCAGGAAACCCUACAAAAGAUGAGCAUCGUGAGGUUGAGUUUGAAAGUGAAUAUGGGCUUAGCAACUCAUCGAUGCAUCAUGAAGAAGGUAAUGAGCUCGUUGAAGAAGAUGUUGAUAUUGGUGGGAAUGAUCUUCCACCUUUGACGUAUCCUCCUGCAGUAUUUGAAAGUGAAACUGCAGAAAGAAGCAGCAAGCAUAGCACUUCUAGCAGUUCUAGUAGUGAUUCAGAAUCAUCCUCCAGUGAUUCAGAUUCAAGUAGCUCUUCUGGAAGCGAUCUGGAUGUCAAUGUUCCUCCAUCAACAAGUGGGGCCAAGGACAACACGCAAUCUGCGGUUAGGUUGGAUCAGGAAAACGAUCCACUGAGCUCGACCAAUCUACCACAACAAAGUAGUGAUCCUGUACCUAUUUCUGCCGAAGAUGAGGGGGAGAAUGUGUCUGAGAAACAGGUCCCCCCUGCAAAGCAAUACCGAGCUGCUGUUUUGUUAAACCGCUUUGCUGAUACAAUUUUUAAGGCUCGUGAGAAAACUCUUGAUCAGGUCGCGAAAAAGGAUCCUGAGAAACUUCAACACGACAUGGAGGAGCUUGAAAGGUUACGAAGAGAAGAGAGAGCUCGGAUACAAGCUGAGGCAAAAGCAGCUGAAGAUGCUCGCAAGAGAGCUGAGGCAGCAGCAGCUGCUGAGGCUGCUGCAGAAGCUAAACGCCAAAGAGAACGUGAGAGGGAAGCGGCUCGUAAAGCCUUGCAACAGAUGGAGAAAACUGUAGACAUCAAUGAAGGGAACCUCUUUUUGAAAGAUCUUGAAAUGCUUGGAACUGUUACAUCAGGUGAACAGUUUCCCAGCUCGGUUGGUGAGACGAGUCCAACUCAUACGCCUGAAGGCCUUGGAUUUCAGCUAGGUAGCAACCCUUUAGAACAGCUUGGUUUGUAUAUGAAAAAUGAUGAUGAAGAGGAUGAGGAAGGUGAGUCUGCAGAUGAACCAACGAUUGAUGUUGAGGAGGGCGAAAUAGAUUGACAUCUUAUAGACCAUUUUUGGAUACAUAAGGAGGUCAAGCAUGACUGGGGCGGAUGCUUCUAACGUUUCCUGUCUGCACAGAAAUUUGUGAACUGCACUAAUUUUGGGAGCCAAAUGAUAGGUUGGCAAAUGUGUGUGGGAAACUAGUCCAUCAUGCGUUUCACUAUCAAAUGAAGUGAAAGCUUUCUUGGAAUGAGUUUAUGGCCAGCCAUGAAGUGAUGGUCGUCCGCAAGUGCUUUUCUCGAUCAAAAUAAUGGGUUGUUUUGAGGGCGAUGGUCUUUUUGAUGAGAGAGAGGGAGAGGGGGUGGAGGUUCCAUGGCUUCAACACCUUAUGUGUGAGCCAUUUUUGAGAUAGUCUUUUAGUGGCAUUUGCUGUUGUGAAUGUAAUCUUGGAAACUGUACAAAAAGGAUGACUGAUAGAUGGAAAACAUUGUCCUGAGCUAUCUUGUGCCCAUUCUUUGAGAACUUGAAUGAUUAGUCUGUCUGAACAUUGAGGCGUCUGGUAAGAGUGCCCAUUAUGCA